AUGAAUAUUCCAGCGCACGCACCUAACUGUACCACGAAACAGAAACGGCGAAGUAUGAAUUGGAAUGCAUUUGCGUUGGCAGUUUCCAUACCUGCCAUAGUCAUUCAAGCAGAGAUAGUCCUUCAAGCAGAGACACCUCCAGUCCCUCAGCCAGAGCCGAUUGCAGUGACUGAGUUGCCUUUACCUCCUGUGGCCCCCAGCAACCACAGCGGCGCCUGUACAAAGAGCAUCAACCCACAUGGGACUGGUUGCAUAGGAAUUACCUCGGACACCUUCCAAGCCGGCGAUUUUACGCCCGACGGGAACCACGUUCUUGCGAAUGUCGAAUUUGUUGGUGCGCCAACGGCCCCGGACCCGGCCAGCGUUUACACUGGCCAGCAAUUGAUUGCUGUCAAGGUUGAUGGGUCACUCUUCCCUAAUGGGGAUCCAUGGAAGUGCCUCAGCUGUGGCGUCCCUGCAGGGCAAGCACAAAGCCUUGAUCCCGCAAGGGAUUACCCUCAUGCUGCUCGAAAUGGCCGCCAAGCUUUAUGGGGCCACAACAUACUCGACUGUGGUGAUGCUCUCCUCGUGAGCGAUGAAUGUACUCCAAACAAAACACAUGUCUAUCCCAUUUACUGGUCCAGUGGAAGUAUGCGAGAGUUGCGGAUGCAUCCGGAUGAUGUCCACAUGGGUUGGAGCUCUUUCACCAAAGGAGGCCAGAACGCCUUCUUUGGGCGUUUGCUGUUCAACCCAAACCCAACGACCGGAAGUCCUGUCGUUCCUCGGUAUGAAUUGAUAGAUGUGAACAUUCUGGUCGAUCCAAACGGCCGCCCCUCGAUCAUGGCGGAGGGCACGCAGCUUAGAUUACAUGACGAGGCAAUUGUUGUUGGCGAGCUGCGCGGCUUUAGUGGCGCUGGGGACGAGAUUCUCUACAUUGGCCCGACAAGAGAGGCGAACAAUGUGGACCUCUUCGCAGUGCAUGUCACAUCCGGUGCUGUCCGUCGUCUGACUAGCCACCCGGAGUACGCAGAUCCCAUUGCCUUUUCUCAUGACAAUCGAUGGUUCGUGGUCAUGGAUACCCGGGGAUCCAACCGCCAGAUGUGGAUGUCAGGCAUGCAAUAUGUGCCCCCGCUGAUCGACCUGGUCACCAUGACAGCAGCUUCGUCUACCCGUAACAACGGUGCUCGUCGCUUCUUCCAGCCAAUUUUGGUUGAUAGAUAUGGAGAUCGAGGAUCAUACUUUGGCCAACAGGUCAACGCUGCUGGUAACGGCACAAGCGGCAGUGUCAACGAUCCCAAUUGGAACGGGCGCGCAGACCCUGCAUUCUCUCCGGAUGGUACAAAGAUCGUCUUCUGGCAAUCGUUAGUAAUUCCUCCCGCAUGCGGUGAUCCGAAUCCUCUUCCUUGUCCCGUUUCCACUGCCCCAGGUGGCCGUACAUACCGGGUGAUACUGGCCCAUCUCACCAGUCGACAACCAGCGGCUCCUGCACCUGUCUAUAAAGUACCAGAUAUGAUUCCCUGGGCGAGAGCUUUUUCUCCCGGCGCUAGUACCCCUCCACCAUACCAAUUGACAGCUGGACUUUAUUCUCUUCCCGGAAAAGUGCACGGCAUAGCGCAGGUGCAUCUCACGGCUUACCCAGGGUUCGGAGGCUUCAAAACUGUCGCUGUAAACUACACCAACUACAGCGACGACGGCCGGCAUUUUAUCCAUGGCCGGGAAACGGUGACUCUGACAUUGUCUGAGUCAAACCCCUGGUGGAAUCAUCUGGAUUGGUACUCGGAUUUGACCCAAACAGGCGCCGUACAGGCUACCAAGCGGACCGGCCCCGGGGGGUUCCAAUUAUCUAUUGAUGCUAUGCAGAAUAUUUUCGAGGCAAAUGGCACGCUGACAACUACGGUAGGUGGAGUUGUCUAUUUGCAGCCGGCAAAUGGGACAUGA
Messenger RNA from Aspergillus fumigatus Af293, 1917 nucleotides. Its product is annotated as TolB family protein. The record is from RefSeq and is a predicted model, not a curated record. NCBI's taxonomy places the organism in Eukaryota, Fungi, Ascomycota, Eurotiomycetes, Eurotiales, Aspergillaceae.